Yamadazyma jaroonii is the source of this 1584-nucleotide messenger RNA. The record is from the annotation of a GenBank genome assembly. NCBI's taxonomy places the organism in Eukaryota, Fungi, Ascomycota, Pichiomycetes, Serinales, Debaryomycetaceae.
AUGUCACCGUUUCCUCAUCCAUGGUGGUACCCCUAUUCAGGUGUCGGUCCCCAACCCAAAUGUGUGAAUGAAUGGCAUAUAAUUGAUAUAUCCAAUGCAAUCAGAUCUAAACCUGACUGGCAAACUAAAUACAAAAAUCCAGAGAUCGUGGGAAAAUGGAGAAAAGAAGCAAUUGGUCAAUUGGAUAGCGAAGAAAAAGAAGAAAUCUUUGAUUACGUUUUGAAGGAACUUGAAUGGUAUGACAAAUUGACGAAAGAUUUGAAAGACUACAAAAUUGAAUGUGAUGACAAAAUUAUCAGCGGAAAUCCCGUUCCUGAUUUAAUCCGGACUGAAUUGUUAGAAGAAGUCAGCAAAUUUACUCAACUGAAGAAGAAGGACUACCACCCAAACUCAAAUAACCAGGUGGUUGAUAUCGUCCAUCCUUCGUUGUUCCCUUUACAGUAUGGAAAAACACCAAUCAUCAAGGGAGCAGGCUAUGAAAUCGUUCAGUUCGACGAUUCGAUUUCCAAAGUCAAAAAAACUGUUGACUCUUGGGGAAUAUCCAAGAACUAUCAGUGGUUACCAAGCUUGUGGACUUUGGAGAAUGACAAUUUCAAAAUCUCUUCUUACGUAAAUAAUUUACCUCCUAAGAAUAAGGACUUGUACGAAAUCAUUGAAAAAGUAUUCAAUUGUUCUAUUGAUGGUCUAAACUACGUUUUGUCACGUUACCAAUCCCCUGAAGUAUUAAGAAUUGACUACGGAGGUUAUGGUGAGGGAUAUACUGAAGAGAAAGAUAAAAAAUACGAUGAGUUGCAAGCCAAAAUAGAUAAGCUAGAAGAAGAGACCGGUGAAGUAGACUGGGAUUUGUAUGACGAAUUCGAGGAAGAAAUCAAAGGUCAAUACUUAAAAAAGCUCAUCCCCAAAUGCGAACAAGAUCCAAUCACGGAACCAUUCAACUUGAAAAACCACAAAGAUUUGAAAGUCAUAGUGAAAUUGGCGGACAUUGAGUUGACUCCUGAAAACCCCAUCUACAAAGGUGGUUCCUGGCAUGUUGAAGGUACGAUCAACGAAGACAUUGUUGCCACUAUUUUAUACUAUUAUGAUAUCGAUAAUAUAACGGAGUCCAAAUUGUCAUUCCGUACUUCCUUCCAAGACCCUCCUUAUGAACAGAAUGACACCUUAUAUUGUGAAAAGUUGUUCAAUCUUCACGAUGGUGAUCCCAUGGUCAGACACUUCGGUUCUGUCACAGCUGACGAGGGUAAGAUCGUCAUAUUCCCAAAUUCAUUCCAACAUCAUGUUGACUAUUUUCAAUUGAAAGACAACACCAAACCAGGUGUUAGAAGAAUUUUGUGCUUCUUCCUUGUUGACCCCCACAAUGAAAUCGUAAAGACUACCAAAGACGUUCCUCCACAACAACAAGAAUGGUGGGAUGACAAUGAAAUUGAUCUCAUCCCUGAUUCAAUCAGAUCCAAAGAGAAACCCAUGUCUUUAAAAGAUGCAGAAGAGGUUCGUGCCAAAUUGAUGGAAGAGAGGAGUACUCUUGAACUGGGUGAUGACGAUGAUAUGCAACCAUAUCUGAGAGGGUUUUCUUUAUGUGAGCAUUAG